AUUCCAUAUGUUCAAACAUUCAAAUGUUUGUUGAAUGCUCAAAUGAUGCACGUGUUGAUGAUGCUCAAGAUCACGUGAUGAUGCCGCGGUAGUGCCAGGGGACCCCCUGCUUGCUAGCUCGUUGCACGGGCCGCGUCGCGUUGUCGUGCACCUGCCUGCCGGGCCAUACAUGGACAAUUUCCCCCAUCCAUCCAUCUCUCUAUCGAACUACAUUCAUACUGUCAAGGGCACCUCCUUGCCUACAGCCAUCGCUUCCUGCGCUGCUGUUACUGUCUUUUCACUCUUUUCAAACAUACACACACUCCACCUCUCUCAUCGCCAUUCCGCUCCACGAUAGAUAAUCAACAGCAAACAGCGGAGCCCAUGUUGCCUGCGCGAACCUACCUCUGAUCGAAUCACUACCGCCAUCAUGGAGGGACCGCUGUCCCCCGUGGCGACCAACGGCAGCAUACGCUCUGCCAGCCCAACUCCACCUGCCAUCGAUCCCCAACUCAUCGUCGAUUACCUGGAAAAAGUGCUCGAGGUCAAUCUCGGCGCCUCUCCAGCUGAUCUCCGCGCCCCUGGCAGUCUCCUCUCUUCGCCCAACAUCUCCGACACCCUGCAGCGAUGCUCCCGCUUUGCCCAGGGCGAGACGCAGACCGCCGUCUAUGUCUUGAAGGAUCGCGUUGACCAGGAGAACGCAGACCCCCUCAAUACCCCAAAUGGCCUCAAUCAACAUUUCACCUAUUCCCUUUCCUUUGAGCUUACAGCCUCACCCACGUGCGCGGCCUAUAUUGUCGUUUCCCGGCGUCCGAUACCCAUAGAUCCAGCGAUACCCCUCAACCAACAGGUCCAAAUUUCUUCUCUCCCCGGUUUUACAGAUUCUAAUAAUCCGUCUGCCCAUGACGCUUCUCCUUACGAGUUUCUACGUUCUAUUCUACGCCACUCCAUCGAGCCGUACUUUGAUACAUACACCAAGAGCCAGCGGAGCCUGGCGGGAAAUUAUACAAAGGGGGACAACGACGCCAGGACUGGCAUCUCGGCGACGAAGAAGAAGAUUAAUGAGCUCGAGUUGAGCCUGCACAAUCUGGGCCAGAAUGUUGAGAUUCCCGAAUUGCUUCUUCCUCUGCAUCCUGUUAUUCAAAAUGCGCUGGAGACGGCCGAAGAGCGCGGUCUCAAACCAUCGCCAGAAUUGCUCCCGGCUGCUGUCUUGACCGACAGUCAGUUUUUGAACGGACUACAAGCUACCGUGAACGGCUGGAUCAAGUCUAUCCGCAAGAUUACUCAGACCUCGAGAGACCCCAAAACCGGAACUGCCACCCAAGAGAUCAAUUUCUGGCUAUCCAUGGAAUCUAGGCUGGACGAUAUCGAAGCGCAGUUGAGUAGCUCUGGCGUACGGCUUACGCUCGAUGUCUUGAAGAAUGCAAAGCGGUUCCAGGCCACAGUCAGUUUCAGCGCGGAUACGGGUUUGAAGGAGGCUUCGGACAUGGUCGCCAAAUACAACCAAUUGAUGCGCGACUUUCCAAUUGAUGAGUUGCUUUCUGCCACUUCACUCCACAAAGUCCAGGAAGCAAUUCAGCAGAUCUUCAGCCACAUGAACAAGAAACUUCGCGUUUGCCCAUACCCGGUCGUUCGUGCGCUUCCCCUCGUCGAAGCCAUUUCCGGCGAUGUCGAUAAAUUGUUGCAUAAACUCAUCAUGGGGAAAGAGUUGAUGCAUAUGGACUUCCCGGAAUUUCAGUCCGUCAUGGAUGUUGCCGACAGUAUCUGGAGGACAUGGGAAGAAAACAUCAAGGAGUUUACUAACGUUGCACGUGAGGUGACGAGGCGGAGAAACGAGAAAUUCAUUCCCAUCAAAAUCACUGCCCGCCACCGACAAACCGAGGAGCGCCUGCGUUAUGUUACCACUUUCCGAAAGAACCAUGAGCAGCUACAACGAACAAUUGUGAAUGUCCUUGGCUCCCAAACCUCGCUUGCCUCUUUGGGCGAUUCAGAUGCGCAGGAGGCUGUUAUUGUCGAAGAGAUGGGUGAUGUCGACGCUGUCAAAGAGGUGGAAAAGGCUUACGACGUGCUGAAAGAUGUGGACGUACUGGACGUUACGACCGACGGUACCCGCCUAUUCGAGCAGGCAGAGCUCAAAUACAAUGAACGCACUUCACGCGUAGAAAAUUCGAUCAUAGCGAGACUUCGAGACCGCCUCGGCACCGCUAAGACAGCAAAUGAGAUGUUCCGUGUCUUCUCCAAAUUCAAUCCGCUCUUUGUUCGACCAAAGAUCCGAGGAGCCAUCUCCGAGUACCAGACCCAGCUGAUUGAGAAUGUCAAGCAAGACAUCGCAGCUUUGCACGAACGCUUCAAGCGGCAGUACGGCAACUCCGAGGCACAUGCGAUGGCGCAGCUUCGUGACUUCCCUCCAGUCUCCGGUGCUGUGAUAUGGGCGCGGCAGAUCGAAACACAACUAGAGAAUUAUAUGGGCAAAGUUGAGGAUAUUCUUGGGAAAGAAUGGGCGCUUCAUGCUGAAGGACAGAAACUCCAAUCAGAGAGCAGCAUGUUCAAGCGAAAGCUGGACACCAGGCCCAUUUUCGACUCCUGGUUGACAGAGGUUGCUAGACGCAACCUUUCUAUCUCAGGGCGCCUUUUCUUGGUCAGUAAGAACCGCUCAGCUGGCAACAUCCUCGAACUGCAUGUCAACUUCGAUGCCCAAGUCAUUGCCCUGUUUAAGGAAGUCCGAAACCUCACUUGGCGCGGUUACCAAGUACCUCAUGCGAUCAACAACAUCUCCAAGGAGGCAAAGCGCGUUUACCCCUACGCCGUUUCCCUCAUGGAAAGCGUGCGCACCUACACACAGACAAUCCGAUCAAUUUCUGAGAUGGCGGGUGUUGCCCUUUUGCUGAACGGUUAUUCGAAUGACGUCCAGGGGCUCGUUGUCAAAGGUGUUCCGCUGAAAUGGGAGUCUUUCGUGCAUGCCUAUGAUCUUCACAUCCGACAGACCACUUUCCCUACUGGCGCCAACGGCAGCGUACGGAGCGAGAGCAAGCACGUUCAAUUCGUUCGAGACUUUGCUGCUGCGACCUCAGUAUUACAAACCAAAGUUGCUACGCUGGUGGGGAUUAAUACGAUUGUCGAGAAAGCUUUGAAGGAUCUGGAGACGUGCUCGUACACCACCGAAGCAUUUGGCAAAAACUUGGAGAUCAUCCAGCGUUCAGUCGAUCAACUGAAUCUGGAAAACUACUCGAACCUUACCUCAUGGGUAGCGGACAUGAAUGCACGUAUCGAAUCCAUUCUCCUCGUCCGUUUGAACCGAGCUAUUCAACUAUGGAUUGAAGUUUUUGCUAAUGGCGAUGACUAUGAGGAAGAGCGCCGACCGAUCAGUCAACCUGCGCCUGCCGAAUCCGUUGAAGAGAAACCAACCUUGUCUCGACUCACGCUCGAAAUCACAAUGCGUAACCAGGUGAUCUACCUCAAUCCACCUGUAGAGUAUGCCCGUGCUAGCUGGUUGGAGCAACUCCAGCAAUGGCUCGCCAUCAUCUGCACUCUCCAGAAAGUCAAGGCGUCGCGAUACGAAAUGCGACUUGACGCUUCGGACGACGCAUCUACCAACCAGUUCUCCAAUCUGCCAAGCCGAUGCACUGAUGCAUUGAUGGAAGUGUAUGGCGCUGUGGAAGGCAGACUUCGCGAUAUAUCUGAGUACGUUGAUGCUUGGUUGCAGUUCCAGUCGUUGUGGGAUCUCAAGUCGGAUGAUGUCUAUAAGAUACUGGGCGAAGAUCUUGCGCGCUGGCUCCAAUUGUUGCAGGAGAUACGGAAGACACGUGGCACAUUUGAUACUUCUGAUAUCAGUCGUCGCUUUGGCUAUGUCACGGUGGACUACGAGCAGGUCCAGAACAAAGUCAAUGCUAAAUACGAUCAAUGGCAGCAGGAAAUCUUGGCCAAGUUCGCCUCUCGCCUCGGCCUACGUAUGUCUGAAGUGUUCACUCAAAUCGAGAAGGCGCGCAAAGACCUCGAAGUACAGACAUUGGAGGCUUCUUCCACCGCACAUGCCGUGUCCUUCAUCACUGUAGUGCAGCAAUGUAAAAGAAGGGUUCUUGAAUGGGAACCUGAAGUAGAUUCCUUCCGACAAGGACAGCAGACGCUCGAUCGCCAGCGUUUCCAAUUUCCACAAGAUUGGUUGCAUAUUGAACAAAUCGAUCAUGAAUGGCAAGCUCUCAACGAUGUUCUGGAGAGGAAGUCUAAGAUCGCAAAAGAUCAAGAAGACGCCUUGAAGGCUAAAAUCAGUGCUGAAGACAAGCUUGUUAGCAAGAAAGUAGCUGAUAUCACUGCUGAAUGGGCCGAGGAAAAGCCAGUUGCUGGCAACAUUCGUCCCCAUGAAGCCUCAGCCAUCCUUGACGGAUUUGACAAGAAGCUCAGUCAGCUCCAGUUGGAAUCCGAGAACUUGGCAAAGGCUAAGGAUGCGCUCAAUCUCCCAGCGACGCCAGAAAAUGCUCUUGAGGCCGUUCUCGAGGAGGUCCAAGACUUUAAGUCCGUGUGGUCAUCCCUUGCCACGAUCUGGAAGAGUAUUGAUGACCUCCGCGAUACUCUUUGGACAAGCAUCCAACCGCGCAAGCUUCGUGGGAGCAUCGACACUUUGCUCAAAAUGACAAAGGACAUGCCGAGCCGGAUGCGACAGUACCAGGCUUUCGAAUACGUCCAAAACACCUUGAAGCAGCUGCUCAAGGAGAACGUCAUAUUGGGCGAGCUUCGAUCAGAUGCUGUUAGGGAACGACAUUGGGUUCGCAUAUUCAAGAAUCUCAAGCCUCAGAAACGAUACUCAGCCAUUUCUAUGACUCUCGGCGAUGUCUGGGAUCUGAAGCUUGGGCCUAGCGAGAAAGUUAUUCGCGAUGUUAUUACUCAGGCACAGGGCGAAAUGGCUCUUGAAGAGUUUCUCAAGCAAGUUCGUGAGACGUGGCAGGAGUACACUCUCGAGCUUGUCAACUACCAGAACAAGUGUCGCUUGAUCCGCGGGUGGGAUGAUCUCUUUGCCAAGUGCAGCGAGAAUCUCAACUCGCUACAGGCGAUGAGGCACUCGCCAUACUACAAGGAAUUUGAGGAGGAGGCUUCCUCAUGGGAAGACAAACUCAACCGAGUGCACGUACUCUUCGACGUCUGGAUUGAUGUUCAGCGUCAAUGGGUCUACUUGGAAGGUGUGUUUACGGGCAAUGCUGAUAUCAAGCAUUUGUUGCCCAUGGAGUCUUCCAGAUUCCAGAACAUCAAUUCGGAGUUUUUAUCUGUUAUGAAGAAAGUCGCGCGACAGCCCUUUGUGAUGGAAGUGCUCAACAUCUCUGGCGUACAGAAGUCACUUGAGCGACUAGCCGAACUGCUCAACAAGAUUCAGAAAGCUCUAGGCGAAUAUCUCGAGCGUGAGCGUGUGUCAUUCCCCCGGUUCUAUUUCGUUGGUGACGAAGAUUUGCUUGAAAUUAUUGGAAAUAGCAACGAUACUCUUCGUAUUGCGAAGCAUCUCAAGAAGAUGUUUGCUGGUAUUUCUGGUCUUAUCACUGACGAGGACGGGAUCAUCAAGGGGUUCACGUCGAAGGAAGGGGAGGAAGUACUCCUGAGGAAAGACAUCUCGUUGAUCAAGACACCUCGUAUCAAUGAGUGGCUUGGAGCAUUGGAAAUGAAUAUGAAGACUACUCUCGCCGAGCUUACAUAUGAGGCCUAUCAGGAUUACGAGCAGCUAUUGGCCCCCGAAACUAUGGAUCCCGACGCUUUCAACGAUUACAUUACCAAGUAUCCUGCGCAAGUAGUUGUUUUGGGAACUCAAAUCGCUUGGUCUCAUUCCGUUGAGCAUUCACUUGCCGAAGGCGGCACAAGCCUACCACAACUAUAUGAAAAACAGGUCAACAUCUUGAAGCUUCUUGCCACGUCCGUGCUUGGAGACCUUGAAGCUACACACAGGAAGAAAUGCGAACAACUGAUCACCGAAUUCGUUCACCAGCGCGACACAAUCCAUAAGUUGCAGAAGCUUGGUGCCGACUCUCCAACCCAUCACAUGUGGCUUUUGACCAUGCGCUACAUGUACGAGCCUGGGAAUGACCUUUUGCAACGCUUGAGAAUCAAGAUGGCCAACGCCACCCUGGACUAUGGUUAUGAAUAUCUUGGUGUUACAGAGCGUCUGGUCCGAACCCCUCUUACCGACCGCUGUUUUCUUACCCUUACCCAGGCAAUGUGUCAGCGCCUGGGAGGUUCACCAUAUGGACCGGCAGGAACUGGUAAAACUGAGUCUGUCAAAGCUCUCGGUGUACAACUUGGACGAUUCACACUUGUCUUUUGCUGUGACGACACCUUUGACUUCCAAGCCAUGGGUCGCAUUUUCCUCGGUCUUUGCCAAGUAGGUGCUUGGGGCUGUUUCGAUGAGUUCAAUCGUCUCGAGGAGCGGAUCCUGUCCGCAGUUUCUCAGCAAGUUCAGAACAUCCAACUCGGUCUCCGGAAAGGCGUUGAAGACAAAAAAGCGCAGAUCGAGUUGAUCGGGCGGCAACUCCAUGUCAAUCAUAACACUGGUCUUUUCAUUACCAUGAAUCCUGGCUAUGCUGGCCGUUCGAAUUUGCCCGACAAUCUGAAGAAAUUGUUCCGAAGUGUUGCCAUGUCCAAACCUGACAAGGAGCUCAUCGCCGAGGUUAUGUUGUACUCACAGGGUUUCUCUCAGGCCAAGGAGCUUUCCAAGCAGGUUGUUCCAUUCUUCGACAAAUGUUCCAGUGGUUUAUCGAAACAGGCCCAUUACGAUUUCGGUCUCCGUGCUUUGAAGAGUGUGCUUGUGAGCUCUGGUGGCCUUAAACGAGCUCGUGUCGCCUUACAAGAAGCAGUGGCCGACGAAGCUGUGAUGGAGCCUCAAAUCAUCGUCCAGAGUCUUCGUGAGACUAUAGCGCCCAAGCUGAUUCGAUCCGACGCCGAAGUCAUGCGAACUAUUGAAGGCGAGGCCUUCCCCGGUGUUCAGUAUGUUCCUGCACCCCUCGACAAGCUCCAGGAGGCCAUACGUGCAUCCGCUGCGGAAUCCAAAUUCGAAGUCACAGACAACUGGAUGACAAAGCUGCUCCAGCUCUAUCAGAUCCAGAAUCUGCAUCAUGGUGUCAUGAUGGUCGGGUCAUCUGGGUCGGGUAAAUCUGCCGCUUGGAAAACCUUGUUAACUGCACUCCAAACUGUUGAAGGUGUCGAAGGCGUGUGCCAUGUUAUCGACCCCAAGGUCAUGAGCAAGGAAAUGCUUUACGGAACCCUCGAUAGCACCACUCGCGAAUGGACCGACGGUCUUUUUACCAGCAUCUUGCGAAAGAUCGUAGACAACCUCCGCGGCGAAGACAGCAAGCGUCACUGGAUUGUGUUUGAUGGUGACGUCGAUCCUGAGUGGGUUGAGAACUUGAACUCGGUUCUCGACGAUAACAAGCUUUUGACUCUACCCAACGGCGAACGUCUCAACCUGCCUUCAAAUGUGCGCAUCAUGUUUGAAGUCGAAACGCUCAAAUAUGCCACACUCGCCACUGUAUCCCGUUGUGGUAUGGUGUGGUUCAGUGAUGACACCGUUGAGGUUGACAUGAUGAUUAAGAAUUAUAUUGAGCAUCUCAAGACGGUGCCAUUCGAGGACAUUGAAGACGAUUCUGUUGCUCCAGGCCAGAUGUCACAGAAGACCCUGGCGACACAGAACCUGAUAGCUGAGUUCUUACAUAUCAAACUUACCCAGGACCGUUUCAUCGAGAAGGCCCUCAGCAUGGCAAAGAAGUUCAAUCACAUCAUGGAGUACACAGAUAUCCGUGCCUUGAACACGCUCUUCUCUCUACUCAACAAGGCAUGCCGCAAUGUUCUCGAGUACAACGUCCAGCAUCAAGACUUCCCGCUCGAAGAUGAGAAGAUGGAGGCUUAUAUCUCGAAAAAGCUGCUUCUAGCUCUGGUUUGGGCACUUGUAGGCGAUUGCCCACUCACCGAUCGCAAAGAGUUUGGUGAUCUCGUUGCAAGUCUGACGGAUGUGGAACUGCCACCACUCAACCAGUCCAACUCUCUCAUCGACUUUGAUGUUCAACCUGACAAGUCUGACUGGGAUCUGUGGCAAAAUCAGGUCCCCACCAUGGACAUCAAUACUCACUCAGUCACUCAGACCGAUGUUGUCAUUCCAACUCUUGACACCGUGCGCCACGAAGACGUUUUGUACUCUUGGCUUGCUGAACACAAGCCGCUGCUUCUUUGCGGCCCUCCUGGUUCGGGUAAAACCAUGACUCUGUUCAGCGCACUGCGAAAAUUGCCAAACAUGCAGGUCGUCGGUCUCAACUUCUCUAGCGCCACUACACCAGAUCUAUUGAUCAAGACGUUCGAGCAGUACUGCGAGUACAAGAAGACGCUCAAUGGUGUUCAACUCACACCCACCCAAGUUGGACGUUGGCUUAUCAUCUUCUGUGACGAAAUUAACUUGCCAGCUCCUGACAAAUAUGGGACACAACGCGCCAUCGCCUUUCUGCGACAACUUGUUGAGCAGAAUGGCUUCUGGAGAACCUCCGAUAAAACUUGGGUCACUCUUGACCGCAUACAAUUCGUCGGUGCCUGUAAUCCGCCCACGGACGCUGGUCGUACGCCGAUGGGCCUGCGUUUCCUGCGUCACGCCCCACUCGUCAUGGUUGAUUACCCUGGCGAACAGUCGCUGCUUCAGAUUUACGGCACAUUCAAUAAUGCUGUUCUCAAGAUUAUCCCUACCUUGCGCGGCUAUGCCGAGGCCCUGACGAAAGCUAUGGUACAACUUUACCUCGAAUCACAAAAGAAAUUCACCCCAGACAUUCAACCCCAUUACGUUUACUCGCCGCGUGAGUUGACAAGAUGGGUUCGGGGUAUUUAUGAGGCUUUGCGCCCUCUUGAAACUCUCCCCGUGGAAGGCUUGGUACGGAUCUGGGCACACGAGGCCCUUCGCUUGUUCCAAGAUCGUCUUAUUGCUGAAGACGAACGGAAGUGGACUGAAGAAUGCGUGCAUCGCGUGGCCUUGGAGAACUUCCCGACGAUCGACGAAGACAAAGCACUUGCUGGACCUAUCUUGUUCUCCAAUUGGCUAUCCAAGAAUUAUGUGCCUGUCGAACGUGAUCAGUUACGUGACUUUGUCAAAGCACGUCUGAAGACCUUCUGCGAAGAAGAGGUCGACGUCCCUCUGAUUUUAUUCAAUGACGUGCUCGAGCAUGUCCUCCGUAUCGACCGUGUCUUCCGCCAGCCACAGGGCCAUCUUAUUCUGAUCGGUGUCAGCGGCUCGGGAAAGACAACGCUAUCACGUUUUGUUGCCUGGAUGAAUGGCUUGAAGGUUUAUCAAAUCAAGGUUCAUGGCAAAUAUUCUGGUGAAGACUUUGACGAAGACUUGCGAAACGUGCUUAGGCGUUGUGGAUGCAAGGGCGAGAAGAUCUGUUUCAUUAUGGAUGAAGCAAACGUGCUCGACUCUGGUUUCCUGGAACGCAUGAACACCCUCCUUGCUAACGCUGAGGUGCCUGGUCUUUUUGAAGGCGAUGAGUACGCUUCGCUGAUGACUGCAAUCAAGGAAGGCGCCCAGCGACAAGGUACGAUUCUGGACUCACAGGAAGAGCUGUAUAAGUGGUUCACAGAACAAAUCGUAAAGAAUUUGCACGUGGUGUUCACGAUGAACCCGCCCGAGGAAGGCCUAUCAUCCAAGGCCGCUACCAGUCCAGCUUUGUUCAAUCGUUGCGUACUGAAUUGGUUCGGUGACUGGUCUGAUCAAGCACUCUAUCAAGUCGGCUCGGAGCUCACUCAAUCAAUCGAUUUAGACAGACCCAACUACAACGCACCCGACAGCAUUCCUGUCGCCUAUCGUGGCCUUAGUCUGCCGCCAUCCCACCGUGAAAGCGUGGUUAACGCCAUGGUCUACAUUCACCACUCUUUGCACGGCUUCAACAACAAGUUGAUGAAACAACAGAAUAGAAAGACACAUUUAACACCUCGCCACUUCCUGGACUUCGUUGCACAGUACGUCAAGCUAUACAACGAGAAGCGUGAGGAUCUGGAAGAGCAGCAGCGCCAUCUUAAUGUUGGUCUGGAGAAGCUACAUGAAACAGUCGACAAGGUGCAGGAGCUCAGAGUAAGCUUGGCUGAAAAGAAGACGCAGCUGGAGAAGAAGAAUGCCGAGGCGAACGCCAAGUUGCAGCAGAUGAUGAAAGAUCAAAGCGAGGCAGAGAAAAAGCAGGAGAGCUCAAUAAAGAUCAAAGCUCAACUUGCGAUUGAUGAGGCUGAGAUCCAAAAGCGACAAGAGGUUGUUAUGACCGACCUGGCGGCCGCUGAACCUGCUGUCGCGGAGGCGCAAAAGAGUGUGCAGAGCAUCAAGCGCCAGCAUCUCACAGAAGUCAGAUCGAUGGGCAAACCUCCAAUGAGUGUCAAGCUCACGCUUGAGGCAGUUUGUACACUACUCGGACACAAAGUCACUGACUGGAAAGUUAUCCAGUCCAUCAUCAGGCGCGACGACUUCAUUGCCAGUAUCGUUCAAUUUGACAACGCAAAACAGAUGACUGCAGGCCAUCGACGGAAGAUGCAGACCGAAUAUCUUUCCCGAGAAGAAUUCACCUUUGAGAAAGUAAACCACGCCUCCAAGGCAUGUGGUCCGCUUGUACAGUGGGUUCAAGCCCAAGUUAUCUACUCCGACAUUCUUGAUCGCGUGGGCCCACUAAGACAGGAGGUGGAGAACCUAGAGUCAGCAGCACAGCAAACCAAGGAUGAAGCUCAAGAGACCGAGGAUCUUAUCAUGAAUCUUGAAAAGAGUAUCGGCCAAUACAAGGAGGAAUAUGCAGCGCUUAUCAGCGAGACUGAAAAGAUCAAGACAGAGAUGACGACAGUUGAAUCCAAAGUUACACGAAGUUUGAAGUUGCUUGACAGUCUAUCGUCAGAGCGCGUUCGCUGGGAGGAGAGUAGCCGUUCUUUUGAUUCCCAAAUCGACACCAUCGUUGGUGAUGUCAUUGUCGCGGCCGCCUUCAUCGCUUAUAGCGGAUACUACGACCAACAAUUCAGAAAGUUGAUGACGGAGGACUGGCUUCAUCAUCUCUCGCUAUCCGGCAUCACGUACAAGACGCCGAAUCCUUUCACGGAGUAUCUUUCCACGGCCGACGAGAGGCUUACCUGGCAGCAUAACGGCCUGCCCGUCGACGAUCUUUGCACGGAGAAUGCGAUAAUCUUGAAGCGCUUCAACAGAUACCCACUUAUCAUCGAUCCUUCAGGCAGAACCGCAGAAUUUUUGCAGAACGAAUGCAAAGAUCGCCGUUUGACUGUAACCAGCUUCCUCGAUGAUUCGUUCACGAAGCAACUCGAGAGUUCUCUACGUUUCGGUAACCCAAUCUUGAUCCAGGAUGCUGAAUACCUGGAUCCAAUCCUCAAUCACGUUCUCAACAAGGAAUACCAGAAAACUGGUGGGCGUGUGCUUAUCCAACUUGGUAAACAAGAGAUCGAUUUCUCACCUACUUUCCGGCUCUAUCUAUCUACCCGCGAUCCUUCAGCCAAUUUCGCACCGGACAUUUGCUCUCGUACCACCUUUGCCAACUUUACCGUCACGCAGAGCAGUCUACAAACACAGACACUCAACGAAGUGCUCAAAUCUGAGCGACCUGAUGUUGAUGAACGCCGUUCCAAUCUUAUCAAGAUGCAGGGAGAGUUCAGUGUUCAUCUCCGCCAGCUUGAAAAGCGCCUCCUUCAAGCCCUUAAUGAGUCUCGUGGAAACAUUCUUGACGACGAUCACGUCAUUAAGACUCUGGAAACCCUGAAGAAGGAGGCGGCUGAAAUUUCCGCCAAAGUCUCUGAGACUGCUGGUGUUAUGACUGAGGUGGAAACCAUCACGAAGGAAUACACUGUCGUUGCCCGUUCCUGCUCGGCAAUCUUUGCGGUACUCGAACAGCUUCACCAUCUCAACCACUUUUAUCAAUUCUCGCUGCAGUACUUCACACAGAUAUUUGAGACUGUGCUACAGAGCGUCAGAAAUUCGGGUAUCUCGGGGCAUGCUGCUCGCAUUGAUCAAAUCAUCACAGAAAUGUUUAUCAACACGUAUCGCCGGACGUCACUCUCACUUCUUCAGAAAGACCGCGUUACGCUAGCAAUGCUACUCGUGCAGGCCUCGCCCUACAAAAUGGACAAGUCUCUCAUCGACACAAUCCUGGACAAUGACCUGGAAGGCAUAGAUGUAUCCACUCAGCCUGAGCUCAAGGAAGCGGUCAUGGUCCGCGCUGGCAAGAUACCAGUCCUCAAGGGCGAGAUUGAGAAGAUUGAGGAUAGCGCGUGGGAUGCAUUUCUCAAUGAAGAGUUGGGCGAACAUCAUGUGCCGACCGCAUGGCCCGAGAAUGUCGAAAAAUUCGACCAACACCUUCGAUCACUCAUUCUCGUCAAACUGUUCCGCAUUGACCGAUUUGUCCCUGCUGUGGAGCGUUUUGUUACUGUCGUGCUGGGCAAAGAUAUCCUGGAUGCAAGUGGUGACUUGGGUGACAUCGUCAAACAAGUCAAUGCUGUCACCCCCGUCGCACUCAGUUCCAGCCCUGGUUUCGAUGCUAGUUACAAGGUCGACAAUCUGGUGGAGAGGGAGCGCGUUACUUGCUCGAACAUCGCCAUGGGCUCCGCAGAAGGUGCCGCUUCUGCUGAUAAAGCUAUCAGCAAUGCUGCGACGACUGGCAACUGGGUACUCAUCAAGAACGUACAUCUGGCUCCCCAGUGGCUCCAGUCUUUGGAAAAGAGACUCGAAGGUCUGAAGCCUAACCCUGAUUUCCGUCUAUUCCUAUCGAUGGAAUCUAGUCCAAAGAUUCCAGUGAACCUUCUUCGCGCGUCUCGCGUGCUGUCCUAUGAGCAACCCGCUGGUAUACGAGCCAAUAUGAAAGAUUCUAUGUCUUCACUAGCCGAGAAAGCGAACAAGCAACCAGUCGAGAAGGCCCGUGUCUAUCUCUGUUUGUCGUUCUUCCAUGCAGUGGUUCAAGAACGUCUGCGAUACGCCCCGAGCUUGGGAUGGAAAGGCUUUUGGGAGUUCAAUGACAGUGAUUACGAAUGCGCUAGCUUCAUCAUUGAUACAUGGAUCGACUGGGUCGCUCAAGGCCGGUCAAACGUGGCUCCCAACAAGAUCCCGUGGGACAUGAUCCGCACUCUCAUCACGGAAAUGUACGGCGGCAAGAUUGACGACGAAUCCGAUUACCGCACCCUCGCUGCCAUUGUUGAGCAAUGCAUGACGCCCAUCGCCUUCGAGGAAAGCUUCAAGAUCGUCAAGGAUACAGAGCACAGCGCUGGUCUGGAACUGCCUUCGGCCACUGGCUGGAAAGACUUCACCAAGUGGGUCAAUGGUUUGCCAGAGCGCGAACCUCCCACGUAUCUGGGCUUGCCAGCGAACGCAGAAAAGCUGCUACUGGUUGGACAAGCUAACACCAUGGUGGGCAAGCUGAGAAAGGUUGUGGAGAUGUUGGAUAUUGCGGAGGUUAUUGAGUAA
Periconia digitata is the source of this 13411-nucleotide messenger RNA. The record is from the annotation of a GenBank genome assembly. NCBI's taxonomy places the organism in Eukaryota, Fungi, Ascomycota, Dothideomycetes, Pleosporales, Periconiaceae.